Messenger RNA from Ruditapes philippinarum (Manila clam), 1125 nucleotides. Its product is annotated as lipase ZK262.3-like. Lineage: Eukaryota; Metazoa; Mollusca; Bivalvia; Venerida; Veneridae. The record is from RefSeq and is a predicted model, not a curated record. Gene Ontology annotation, biological process: lipid metabolic process. The transcript has a single exon. The coding region runs from base 1 to 1125 and encodes 374 amino acids.
AUGACCAAUACCUGCCAUACACCAGGGUCAUUUUACAAUAAUUGCAAAAAUUGCAAAGACAGUAGGAUAUCGACCCUAUGCAACGUUGUAGAUUCGUUGAAAUGUGACAGAAGCUACCAAAAUGGGUCAAAGAGUGGAUUGUUUGAACCGUAUGAAGCGUCAAAUGCUACAUUUUAUUCUGCUCUGGCUUACACAGACGAACCUGUUGAAUGUGCAAAUAGAAUAAAGGAAUUUGGACAUAUCAAAAUUGUUGAAAUUAUUGGACGAAAAUGUAAUUAUCUCUUUAAAUACAAGGAGUGUUAUGCAAUAACAGCGGUUUCCCAUUCAAUGAAGAAAAUCAUUCUGGCUUAUCGUGGAACAACAAGUCCAAAACAGCUUAUUGAAGAAUUUACCACAGUACUUGGAAAAUUCAAAGUUUCCACUAAAGUUGGAGGGAAAAUACAAGUGUAUUUCAGUAAUGCAAAUGAUCAGAUAUAUCCAUGCGCAAAGGCGAGUUUAAAAGAUCUAGUCAAUAAGUAUCCAUCAUAUAGAGUAAUUAUAACUGGACAUUCGCUUGGUGGGGCUGUGGCGUCCAUAGCCGCGGCUCAACUUGUAUUUGAUAACGUCAUUAAUAAUAAAACCACUACGCUCUACACAUUCGGUAUGCCAAGACCUGGUGACCGCAAAUAUGCCAUGAACCACGAUAAAUAUCUUUCAAAAAGCUGGCGAAUAGUACAUUAUAGAGAUAUUGUUGCAAUGCUACCUACAAUGACAGUACUUCCUAGCAGUCCAUAUCAUCACCAGCGCGAGAUUUUCUACGGGGCGGAUAUGAGCAUGUUUAGUGAUUACAUUGAAUGUUUUGAGUAUGAGGAUGAAGAAUGCCGUAUAGCCCCAUCAAAGAAAUCGAUUGAAUAUCACAGAACGUACUAUGGAAUUAAAGUAGGGUCACUCUGUGAUGAAAAUAUGAAUAGACGUAAAAGGUCCGAUGAUGUAUCAAGCAUGAGUCACCUAUUUAACUAUGCUACUUGCAGAAGAAUACGUGUUGCCGACAUGGUAACAAGCGGUAGUAACGCAUUUGUUUAUGGUGUAACAAAUUUGGUCUCUACUUUGCUGUGUUUAACAUCAAUACUGUACAUCUUAGAAUAA